UUACCCACUGUCUCUAUCACUGCAUUUGGGAAGACACUACACAUAUACUGUAUUUGGAUCCCUUUUUGCUUGAACUAAGACAAAAAAAAAAAACAGAGGAAGCAUGGUAUCUGCUGGGCUACAGAUGUUGGGCACGGCCCUGGGCAUCAUUGGCUGGAUCAUGACCAUCGUGAUUUGUGCCCUGCCCAUGUGGAAGGUCUCAGCUUUCAUUGGGAACAACAUUGUGACGGCACAGGUCAGCUGGGAAGGCAUCUGGAUGACCUGUGUGGUGCAAAGCACUGGCCAGAUGCAGUGCAAGGUCUACGACUCUAUGUUGGCUCUCAGCUCAGACCUGCAGGCAGCCCGUGCACUGUGCGUCAUUUCCAUUUUAGUUGGUAUCGUUGGAAUCUUCCUGGCCAUCGCUGGUGGCAAGUGCACCAACUGUGUGGAGGACGAGAGCACCAAAGCAAAGGUGGGCAUCGCAGCCGGCGUGACCUUCAUCAUCACUGGUAUCCUUUGUCUGAUUCCUGUCUGCUGGACAGCCAACAACAUUAUCAGUAACUUCUACAACCCUCUCGUGAAUAGUUCACAGAAAUAUGAGCUUGGAGCUUCUCUGUACAUUGGAUGGGCCGCGGCUGCUCUGUUGUGCAUUGGAGGAGGUUUGCUCUGCUCCAACUGUCCACCCAAAGACAACUACUCUGCAAAGUAUACACCAGCCAAAUCAUCAGGAUCCCAAGGCUACGUGUGAUCCUUCCAAAAGAGGCUUCAUCUCUGGACUUGAUCUACAUGAUAUGCUGUGUUUGGGCCAGCUGAUAUAGAUGGCGCAUAUUUUAUUGUAUUGUGUUGUAUUAGCUGCUCACCAAAGUCGUGAGAGUGCAAAGCCGUAGUGGAACAAGCAACGUCAUGACAAACAGCAGCAUCUGUCAGUGUUGGGUGCAACACUUUGGUGAUUUUGGGGGGUUUUUUUGUUUGUUUGUUUGCUUCCCUUAAUAACCAAAAGCUUUAAUAUACUGAUUGCUGUGCUCUGAUUUAGAUUUCAUUUCAUUUCAAAUUUGUUUUGUUGGACUGUAUUAAACAAUACACAUGUAUAGCAUUUCAAUUCUACAUUUUAUAUUUUACAUGUUUACAUUUUACUUAUAUUCCAUAUCAUAAAAUUUGAUGCUAUGGUA
Messenger RNA from Neoarius graeffei (lesser salmon catfish), 1148 nucleotides. It is a transcript of the gene cldna, whose product is annotated as claudin a. Bases 104 to 727 code for a protein of 207 amino acids. Gene Ontology annotation, cellular component: bicellular tight junction; plasma membrane. NCBI's taxonomy places the organism in Eukaryota, Metazoa, Chordata, Actinopteri, Siluriformes, Ariidae. Gene Ontology annotation, biological process: cell adhesion; bicellular tight junction assembly. The record is from RefSeq and is a predicted model, not a curated record. Gene Ontology annotation, molecular function: structural molecule activity. The transcript has a single exon.